UCGCUUGGCUCGAUUAUAAAAAUGCGAAAAGUAUGCGAAGACGAUCGCCUGAGUAUCCCAAAGUGGUGACUUUCUAUGACAUUUCGUUUUAUUCACCACAAGUUUGUUUCGUCUGCGAGAGAGUGAGAAAAUUAAUUUCUUUCGAUUUUCCUUGUGAUUGUUCAGUGUUGAAACCACAAAAGGCGUGAAAAUACAAUGGCUGGUGUGAAAGAUAGAAUGGAUAUUCAGACGCUCAGCAACUGGAAGAUGCCCGAAAACUUCAUGCCAGACAACAUUUCCAGCCACAGCGAAGGAUUUUCCGUCAGCAACUCGAAGAGGAUCAUCAAAUUCAGUGGAGAUCCUGAGUAUGAACCAAAUCCGAGUGUGGAAGAGCUUGAAAAUCUCGAAGAUAAGGAAGUUUUGGGUUGUGCGAAGAGACAAAACGGAUCUCUGAUCUUCAGAAGGAGGCUUGAAGAGGAGUAUUAUCUCAUUUUCUGUGACAACUGUGGAGAUUUUGAGCAGGAAAUCCACUUGAACGACUUCUUGGCCGAGGAUUUCAUCAAGGAAUUGAAUUUCAAUGGAAGUCAGCUCGAAUGCAUCACAAUAACUGCCGAAAAUGUGGCUUUUCUCAGCAAAUUUCUCAACAUCGACGAGAGCGAAGCGUCGAUUGGGAGGGAAAUUGUCCUGAUCAGUGCCGGAAGUGCACUGAAUGUCGUGCAGAAGAAUGAGGAGGACGAGUGGGACGCUUCAAUGCACUCAACUUACGCCAACAGCAUUGAAUCUGUCUGGUUUUCUGGUCAGUUCCAGGCGAUCUUCGUCCUAACGUCGCUGAGAGUCUUGGAAGUGACUUUCCUGAUGGACGGAUUGAUAAAGAGACAGACAAUGUUCCUGGGCAAGAAGUAUUUGACUGUGCCGAAGAUUGUGCGUGAAGAUGAAUUGCUGGGAAUCACUUUGGCGUCUCUGGAUCUCUUAACAAUCGCUAAGAAGGAUAACUUCUUCAUCUUGACGGAGAAAGUCAACCUUCCGGGAGUCGUUGAUGGCAUUUAUCACGAAAAGUGGCGGUGCUACGUCGUAAUGACGGAGAAUCGACUGAUUUACGCGCUGAGGAGGACAAAAUCUCAGGCUGGAAAGAAAAUCGACGAGACUUUGCUGAGCAAUGCCGAGAUCUUCAGGAAACAAAUCACGGCGCUCACGGAUGAAUCGCUCAGGAUCAUGGCUGAGGCCAGAGAGGACGCGCACAUCCUCAAUUGCUUGGGUUUCCUCAGGAACUUCUCCGUCGCCACGCAUAGCGUCACGCUGAAAGUGUCGCUGAGGCAGAGUCUGGGCGACAAUGUUGAGCUAACGAUCACGCCGAGCGAGCAAAUCGCACAGAUGAACGUCUCGGAUUCCCAGUGGAGCCUGUCGGUGUUCAAUGAGUGUUUCCGCCAGAAGUUCGCCCUCAAGCCAAGCACGGACUCUUAUGCUUUCAUGCUGCCUCAGAAGUGGCUGAAAUUCCCGCUGAGAGUUGACAUUGCCGUAGAGUUCAGCCUCGACGGCGAGCAUUUUUCUCUCGCCUUUCCGCUGCGUGUAAUCUUCACCAGCGAAGGCGCUGCGCAAAGUCCUCUCGCGGACUUCUACGGAAAGCUGGAAGCCCUGCACAAUUCGUCGGGGCAGCAAUUCGGCGAUCAGUGGAGGGAAAUUGAGCAGCUGAGUGAGAAGAAACUCUGUGCGCUCGCCAUGAAGCUGCAGCGAAUGAUUGUGGAAGGGAAGCUAGAGAGCCAGGAUGUCUUGGAAGUGCACAGAGAACUGAGAUCAAAGGCGCUUGUGGAGUGA
Messenger RNA from Phlebotomus argentipes, 1791 nucleotides. RefSeq lists its product as uncharacterized. Lineage: Eukaryota; Metazoa; Arthropoda; Insecta; Diptera; Psychodidae. The transcript has 2 exons. The coding region runs from base 196 to 1791 and encodes 531 amino acids. The record is from RefSeq and is a predicted model, not a curated record.